Molecule: messenger RNA, 1986 nt
Organism: Tauraco erythrolophus (red-crested turaco)
Lineage: Eukaryota; Metazoa; Chordata; Aves; Musophagiformes; Musophagidae
Source: RefSeq, a predicted model, not a curated record
CUGGGGCCUCCUCUGGACAUACUGCUGGAUUCACUGAACUGCACAGCAUUCAGCGUGCAAUGGAGGAUGCCAAAGCAGCACACGAGCACCAUCACGGGGUACACGGUCUUUUACUCAGAGGUUGAAGAUGACAAAGCAGUUAAACAGCGCUCACACGAUGUUCCCCUGAGUUUGGAUAUGCUUAGCAUGGGUCAACUUGAAGGACAAGCAAUUUUUGAGGUUGUGAUCGGUGAUCUAAAGCCAGGCACUCCACACCGUGUUAGCGUUGGAGCGUACGGCUGGGCAGGGAAAGGACGACCCAGCAUGCCCAGGGACGUGACGACUUUAUCCCAAGAUAAGUGCAUGCCCCCUGCACCACCCUACCAGCCCCAGAUCGUUGUAGUUUCUGAUUCAGAAGUUGCGUUAUCCUGGAAGCCUGGAGUGAGCGAAGGAAGUUCUCCCAUCCAGUACUACAUGGUGGAGUUUAUCAGGCCAGACCUUGACAGCAAUUGGACAGUAAUAAGAGAGCAGAUCCAGAUGGAAUCCAUGGUUCUCAAGGGACUUCUCCCAAAUACCAAGUAUCAGUUUGCCGUCCGAGCAGCAAACUCCUACGGAUCCAGCCCUGCCAGUGUGCCAAGCGACAUCAUCCAAACGUUCAGCUCUGAGGAGUUAGGAAGUGGAAGCUAUGGGCAUCGAUAUAUCACAGACACAGUGACUGGUGACGAUGAUGGGUUUGACAUCGAUGACUCAGACUACGACAUUUACAUAGAAGAGUUCAGACCACUUCCUGCUAUCAAAGGAGGCAACAGAAAAUUUCUGGUCGAAACUAAGGUCACACCAGGGGCCAGUUCCAGGCUCCUGUCACGGGUUCUUACAACCACUUCUGAACCUACUACUUCCACUCCCACCACCACACGGCCUUCAACCACAGCGAGGGCGACUACGUCUCGGGCAGCGAGGAGGGGCAGCGUGUCUUCUGCGACACGCCUCUUCGAUCUCUCCUGUGAUGAGGCUGUCUGUUCUGCAGACAGCUUUUGCGUCAAUGACUAUGACCGUGGCGGCUCACGCUGCCACUGCAACUUGGGAAAAGGAGGAGAGACGUGUGCAGAAGAUAUUAUUAUCCAGUAUCCUCAGUUCUCUGGCUACUCAUACAUCACCUUUGAACCACUGAAAAACUCCUAUCAGACAUUUCAAAUUACCCUUGAAUUCAGGGCUGAAUCAGAAGAUGGUUUGCUGCUAUACUGUGGAGAGAAUGAACACGGUCGUGGUGAUUUUAUGUCACUAGCAAUCAUCCGACGUAGCAUCCAGUUCAGGUUCAACUGUGGCACUGGAGUUGCAGUCAUAACAAGUGAAAAUAAAAUCAAGCUGGGGAACUGGCACAGUGUCACGUUGUUCAGAGACGGCGUUAAUGGCUGGCUCAGGAUGGACAGCGAUGCUCCAGUGACAGGAAAAUCUCAGGGCCAAUAUAGUAAAAUUACAUUCCGGACUCCCUUCUACGUUGGUGGUGCCCCCAGCGUGUACUGGCUGGGGCGCCGCGGGUUUCAGGGCUGCGUUGAGUCGCUCAGCGUCAAUGGAAAGAUAAUUGACAUGAGACCCUGGCCAUUAGGGAAAGCUCUCAGUGGUGCUGAUGUCGGUGAGUGUAGCAGUGGCAUCUGUGACGAGGCCGCCUGCAUCAACAGUGGUACCUGUACUGCCAGCAAAGCGGAUUCAUACAUUUGCCUUUGUCCUCUUGGAUUUAAAGGUCAUCAUUGCGAAGAAGCACUCACCUUGGCUAUACCUCAGUUCAACGAGUCCUUAAGGUCAUUUGCUAGCACACCCUGGCCCUUGGAACCGCAGAAUUACCUUUCCUUCAUGGAGUUUGAGAUGACAUUUCGUCCAGAUUUAGAGACUGGUGUCCUUUUGUACAGCUACGACACAGGCAGCAAGGACUUCCUCUCCAUUAACAUGGUGGCUGGUUACGUGGAGUUCAGGUUUGACUGUGGCUCAGGAACGGCUGUUAUCAGGUAA